This is a messenger RNA of Quercus robur (English oak), 1252 nucleotides long. Its product is annotated as myb-related protein 308-like. The record is from RefSeq and is a predicted model, not a curated record. The coding region runs from base 159 to 1037 and encodes 292 amino acids. The transcript has 2 exons. NCBI's taxonomy places the organism in Eukaryota, Viridiplantae, Streptophyta, Magnoliopsida, Fagales, Fagaceae.
ACCAGUUUGUGUGCUCUCAAGCGUCAAGAGCAUCGGUCACUAUUUGCUUCCUGUCCCUCUGAAUUCUCGGACCAUCUCCUCUCUCAUAUCUAUAUAUAUACUCUGCAGAGAAAGAGUGGCACGUAGGGAAUAGACGAAAAAUAGAGAGAGAUAGAGAGAUGGGAAGGGCUCCUUGUUGUUCGAAAGUUGGAUUGCAUAGAGGUCCAUGGACGCCUAGAGAAGACACAUUGCUUACCAAGUAUAUUCAAGCUCAUGGUGAAGGUCAUUGGAGAUCUAUGCCUAAAAAGGCUGGGCUGCUUAGGUGUGGAAAGAGCUGCAGGCUAAGAUGGAUGAACUACCUAAGACCAGAUAUAAAGAGAGGAAACAUAACUCCUGAUGAGGAUGACCUAAUUAUCCGAUUACAUGCACUACUUGGCAACCGGUGGUCUCUCAUCGCAGGUAGGCUUCCCGGUCGAACUGAUAACGAGAUAAAGAACUAUUGGAACACCCAUCUCAGUAAAAGACUCAUAAGCGAAGGAACCGACCCUAAUACUCACAAGAAGUUAUCAGAUCCACUCAAAGAAUUAAAGAGAAGGAAGAACAACAAAAGCAAGAACAAGAGCAACAACAGGAAUAAGCAGAAGAACAAGAGCAAGGGCGUGGCAAAUGUGGGGCCAGAGAAGACUAAGCUUCACCUUCCAAAGCCCGUUAGGGUUACUUCUUUUUCAUUACCGAGAAACGACAGUAUUGAUUGGAAUGUGUUUAGUGGGUCAUCAGGGCCAGAAAUUAAAGGAGGGUAUGUUGGUUUAGAGAUGGUAAAUAAUGUAAAUCCUUGGUGUAAUUUUAAAGACGGUGAAAAUGGUGUCGGGGUUGGCUUUCUUGUUGGUGAUGAAGAUGAUCAUGAUGAUCUUGUCAACGGCUCAGAUUUUGAGUGCCAGUCUGAUUUACCUUCGGGUGAUAACUCUCUAGCGAAGCUGUAUGAGGAGUAUUUAGACCUCUUGAAGAUGGAGGAAACGCAAGUUGACUUAGAUAACUUUGCUGAAUCACUAUUGAUCUGAAAAGUAAAACAAGAAAGUUGCCAUGUGUCAUCAUGAGUGUGUUUGUUUUGAGUUUUCACCUUUAGAAAGUUUGAAUCUUAGAAGAAGUUUCACGUGCUUACCUUCUAGCUAGCUAGCCAACUUAAUUAGGUUAUGUAAGAACUAAGAACCAAUGGCCAUUUAUGUAUAUAAUUGUCAUAAUAAAAUAGAAUAAAACUUGCGCAUCUUGAUAGUGA